Dibothriocephalus latus is the source of this 483-nucleotide messenger RNA. The record is from the annotation of a GenBank genome assembly. Lineage: Eukaryota; Metazoa; Platyhelminthes; Cestoda; Diphyllobothriidea; Diphyllobothriidae.
AUGCAACCCAACGACAGACUGCUCCCUACUGAAACAUCUGCAGUUGUUUGCAAUAUACGUUGCAACGACGAAGACUGUGAUUACGUAGGAGAAACAGGCCUAACAUUGCUGACCCGCCUUUACGAACACAAAUGGGCGGCUCAGAAAUUAGACCCAAACGCACAGCUUGUAGCACGCAUUGGAGAAACUGGCCACGCCUUCGACAUUCAAGGAGCAACCAUCAUAGGCCGAGGAAAUUCUAAAGCCGAAAGGCUGACACUUGAGGCAUGGUACUCGGAUGCCAACUCCGUCAACAGGCAUCUAGACCUCCCCGCGGCCUACAAAGUUUUACGCCAGUAUGUAAGCAAAGGACGGAACAAGGCAAGGACUUACGACAGAAUUGCAAACAAAGAGGAACCCACUACGAGCCGACCAGAAGAGGAGGCAGGAUCACCGGAACUCUCUACCCUGGGGACAAGCCAUUACACGAAUUUCUGUUCAUGA